Molecule: messenger RNA, 1583 nt
Organism: Syngnathus acus (greater pipefish)
Lineage: Eukaryota; Metazoa; Chordata; Actinopteri; Syngnathiformes; Syngnathidae
Gene: rnf2
Product: ring finger protein 2
Exons: 9
Coding region: 94-1122 (342 amino acids)
Cellular component (GO): ubiquitin ligase complex; PcG protein complex
Molecular function (GO): chromatin binding; ubiquitin protein ligase activity
Source: RefSeq, a predicted model, not a curated record
AAGAAGAAGAAACCCUUCUCGUACUCCCCAGUCGGCCAUAUUGCAUUUACCCGAACGCACUCUUUGGUCGACCUGUAUUUUGAUUUCACGACAAUGACUCAAGCCGUUCAGACCAAUGGUGUCCAACCCCUCAGUAAAACCUGGGAGUUGAGCCUUUAUGAAUUACAAAGAACUCCACAGGAAGCAAUUACUGAUGGGUUGGAGAUUGCUGUGUCACCCAGGUCAUUGCACAGUGAACUCAUGUGUCCUAUCUGUCUGGAUAUGCUGAAGAACACAAUGACAACCAAAGAAUGCCUGCACCGUUUUUGUGCUGAUUGCAUUAUCACAGCUUUGCGAUCUGGCAACAAAGAAUGUCCUACAUGUCGCAAGAAGUUGGUUUCCAAGAGGUCGCUGCGUCCAGACCCUAAUUUUGAUGCCCUGAUAAGUAAAAUUUACCCCAGCCGGGAUGAGUAUGAAGCACACCAAGAAAGAGUGUUGGCCCGCAUCAGCAAACAUAACAACCAGCAAGCACUUUCUCACAGCAUAGAGGAAGGACUAAAGAUACAGGCUAUGACCAGACUGCAACGUGGUAAAAGACAAACAGUGGAGAAUGGUAGUGGAGCUGAAGAUAAUGGUGACUCUUCACAUUGUAGUAAUGCCUCUGUCCACAGCAAUCAGGAGGCUGGUCCGAGCAUAAAACGCACCAAGACAAGUGAUGACAGUGGACUUGACAUGGACAAUGCUGCUGAGAAUGGAGGAGGUGACUCUGUGAUUGACAGCGGUGCCAGUGAAAUUGAAUUGGUAUUCAGACCUCAUCCCACACUCAUGGAAAAGGAUGAUGGUCACAACAGUGUGGAAUUUGUGCCUCGCUACAUAAAGACAUCUGGAAAUGCAACAGUGGAUCACCUGUCUAAAUACCUGGCUGUCCGGCUGGCUUUGGAGGAGCUUCGAAGAAAUACAGAGGCAAGUCCUGUUAAUGUGGAGGCAGCUUCAGAGAAGCAGUACACUAUCUACAUACCUACUGCUGGAAACCAGUUCACAGUUCUGAAUGGUUCUUUCUCUUUGGAGCUGGUCAGUGAAAAAUACUGGAAGGUGAACAAACCAAUGGAACUAUACUUUGCCCCUACUAAAGAACACAAGUAAAUUAUUUCAAAGCAGUGUGAGUCAAGUUGUGUACUUAGGACCUGUGUCCACAAAGAAAAGGUGAAAUGGGAAAGAUUGACAAAUCCUUCUAAAUGACUCUUCGAAAUAGUUUUUAAAACUUGUUACUAUAUCUUCUCAAUAUGUGUGUCUUCGCCCCGUAGAAGUUAGCAGCCAGCAGAUGAGACAAUAGACCACUAGCAAUUGUACCAAUCAUUCACUUGGAAAUGGCAACAUAACAUUUUUAACAAAUAUUUAUCUAAAUUAAAAUUUUAGUUCCACUCAGCCAUGUAUUUAAUUUGAUAUGAAUUUAUUCUUGAUGUUGUAGUCUUUGGAGUAUGUUCAUACAAUGUCCGAACAUUGGACAGGUAUGUCAAAAUGUACAUCAGUAAAUUCAAGGGAAGGACUCACCAGUGCCCUUUUCCACUGUAUCUACUCAGCAUGAAAUAAACAUUACUUACAAA